This is a messenger RNA of Yamadazyma tenuis ATCC 10573, 1188 nucleotides long. The record is from RefSeq and is a predicted model, not a curated record. Lineage: Eukaryota; Fungi; Ascomycota; Pichiomycetes; Serinales; Debaryomycetaceae.
AUGUUUAGCUUCGGGGUGACCAACCAAGUGAUGGUGCUUUUCCUCGAAGAAAUUGGCAUCGAAGCGGCGGAUAUUGGAACCUUUAUGACCCUCACGUUGGUGGGUGAUGUUCUGAUCUCGUACUUUCUUUCAUGGAAUGCCGACAAAAUCGGCCGCCGGGCGGUGCUUGUGGCGGCAACGGUGAUGAUGUUUGGAGCGGGCAUGGUGUUUGCCACCCAGUCGGGGUUUUGGGUACUUUUGGUGGCUGCUAUUGUGGGAGUCAUCUCACCGUCUGGAGAUGAAACAGGACCGUUCAAAACCAUUGAAGAAGCGUCAAUUGCGCACUUGACGCCACACAACCACCGGCCGGAGGUGUUUGCGUUUCACGGGAUGUUUUCCACGGUGGGAAACGCCGUGGGUUCGUUGGCGGGUGGACUUAUCGUUGAUUUCUUGAACCUAACUCUUGAGUGGGAUUUGAUCAGCUGCUACAGAGCCGUGUUUGUGGCGUAUGCUUUGGUUGCGGUGGCCAAGUUCUUUCUCAUGGUGAACUUGAGUGAAAGGUGUGAAGUGAGGAAUGGCUCAGAGCAAAGCCGUUUGAUAGAGAAUGGUUCAGAUGAAAGUUCAGAACCUUCAGAAAGCCAUGACGCUGGGUCGGUGGACGCUGGAUCCACCGCCAGCGUGGCCUCAAGGCUCUUGUUGGUGUUUUUCUUGGACUCUCUCGGGUACGGGUUCAUGCCAGCCUCGUGGAUCGUAUACUACUAUAAGCUGAUGUUUGGCAUCACCGCCACCCUUUUGGGGGCGUUGUUUUUCUUCACCAGUCUUUCCAACACCGUCACCACCAUUCCGUCAGCGUUCUUGGCCAAGCGGUUUGGACCUGUGCGGGCCAUUUUGAUGACCCAGGCCCCGUCGUCGGUGAUUUUCAUGCUAAUUGCGGGAUGUACAAAUUUCACGGUCGCUGCUGGCCUUUUGUUCAUCUACUACUCGACCACGGCCAUGGAUGUGGUACCCCGACAGAUUUUGAUCACGUCGGUGGUGAAAAAAGAAGCGUUGACCAGAGUUAUGGGGACGGUUAAUACCGUCAAGACGUUUGCGCGGUGCGUAGGGCCUACGUUCACGGGAUGGUUUGCUGCCAAUAGAAUGUUGAACUGGUGUUUUGUGAUUCUGGGGGUGUUUACGUUGAUGUGUGAUGGUGUGUUGGGGAGAUUUUGA